UUUUAUUGAGAAGUUCGUAGCGUGGAGGGACGGUCGGUCACUCUGCAGGAGCCUUGCGGCAUGGAAGACGCAAUCCGACAUCGUAGCAUUCAAGAGGGCAUCCUCAUCGGUACCUUCCUGCCAACGGUCCUUAACUGCGUGCCUUGGGUCCAGUCCGUGCCCGAGCUCACCGAGAACACCGAGAGGAUGAUCACCCCCCUGCCCUGAAAUGGCACGAAUUUCUGCGCGCCCUGAAAUGGCCCCCAAAGCGACCAAGCUUCCAAAAGGCACCCGAGAACGCUGCGGGAAUACGAAAUAUCAAGGGUCCAUUUGGAGGUAACGCCACUCACAGGCAGCAGGUUCACAUCUCAAUGACGGUACCACACUGCGGAUGAUUCUUAAAAGGAUCGUUCUUGUGCGCGCCAGGCGAGGGAAUGCGCUUUCACGGAGGCCUCCUCGUUCAUCGAGUUAUGGAUCAACUCUAGAUCGAUCUGUGCAUCGUAUGGCACCGCAGACCUGGCCAUUGAAAGUCGCCUGCCAUAGUUGCAGCUGUGAACUAAACCUCUUCCCUCGAAAUCCCGAUGCCACCUAGCCCAUCGACUAUCCCAGCAGACGUUGUACGAUGCGUCGUGCAGUUCUUACUAUGUCGAAAGGACCUUUACAGCUGUACAUUAGUUAACCACAUCUUCUGCGACGUGUCAAUCCCGGUUCUGUACAGAACACUGGACAUCCGUAUCCCAAUCGUGAAACGCAGCGAGAGCAGAAUACAAGUGCUUCACCCAUUCGACACUAUUCUACAGAAACCAUCGUACGGUAAGUAUGUGAGAAAGAUUCUGCAAUGCGCUAGGCACUUCUCGACCGAAAGGUUGGAGGCGCUGCGACUUUGCCACAACCUCCGCUCUUUCUCUUGGACGGACAACUGUUCCCUAGGCGAUACAGACACUGUGUUCUGCGUCUACCUCGACAUCUUGCAGGAUAUCGGCAUCAACGAGCUGCACGUCAAGGUUUCUUCUGGUAUCAGCAGCUGCAUGUGGACCAGAUUGAUGCGCUUCCAUGGCAUCUCAAGUCUUGGUGUCACCUCAUCUCAACUACCAGCAAGCGACCUCGAUGCAUGGAGCGCGCGUGUGGGUUCAGCCCUCACGAUGCUGGACUUCAGCAUAUCUUCUGAAGCCGCACGUUACCCACAGUGCAAGUCCUCCACCUCUCUAUUUCUACGCCACAUGAUUCACCUCCGAAGUCUCCGUUUAGAUGCACCCACGAGCAGCAUACCGGACAUCCUGUGUUACCUGCCACACCUUACCACUCUCGACGUCCGAUACCGCACCUUGGGACAAACGACAAUGCCUUUGACGCAGCCUCUCGCGCGCCUGCAGCACCUCACAAUCCAUGUUAUUCAGGAUGGCGGCGUCGGCCUGGGAGACUGGAUCCUCGCUCUGGCGCCACAUCAUAACUCCCUGCACAGUCUGACGAUCCACAACCGUGCACCGCAGGGCAAUGCCACGGUUCCCCCGAAUUUCAUGCAGCGGCUGGCCCAGCUGCACGGCCACUCCCUCCGCCAACUCUUCUUGUACAACCUCGCUCUCGGAAGCGACGGAGUACGCGUGCUCUUCACCGCGUUCGGCAGGCUCGACGCGCUAUCGUUCAUCCCACUUGUGCCCAACCUGGUACGUCGGCCAGAAUCUUGUAGCAGCCGCCCGCAGGCUGACCAUCGGACGCCCUUCAUAGCGAGCCAUAUCGGACGUCGUGCAUUCCGCAUGCAACCUGAGGACGCUCAUGAUCCAAUAUUCCCGCGACACCCCGUCAAAUGACCUGCGGAGCUUGGCGAACCUCGCGGAGCGCUGGAUGGACCGCGGUAGGGGAUCGGUCUUGACCUGCAUCACCUUUGGGUCUGAGAUUUUCAAGGUUAGGGUCGGUGUGCUGAAAUCGUGUUUUAAAAAAUACUGACCGUAUGAUAGGGCAGGUGGAAGUACUCGGAACAGCAGCGCCGGCCGGUUUUCGGGAUUUACCGAGAUGUCGAGGUGCGAAGUAGGUGGUUGUAAUAUUACACUCUGCUACCAAUACAUCUCCAUUGCUGCUUGCCUCGGCACAAAUCAUAUACACAAUGCUGAGUCUGGCUACAUACUAUGACACGUCACUUGUCUGUCCAGAUUAUACUCCGUCUCACUAUACGCAAUCUCGUAGCAAGCGCUUCCAGGUCGUCCCUCGGAUGGUUCCCUGUACACCCAACCGCCCUAGAUUUGUUCACUGAGUAUGGAUAUGAGUGUUAUUUGGGAGAUUCACGCACUCGGAAUACGUCGUUCCGUAGGGUCAUCGACACCAGCUUUGAGCCUUCCCGACGUAGCCACUGUUCGGCACAGUGGGCGGUGUAGUCUUGUGGUAAUAGGGACUUGCAGCCUACCGACAAGCGGCGCAACUCGUGUGCGCCGCAGAUCGCCUCGCCGACAGCGUCCUGUAGCCGAGCAUGAGUUAGCUUGCAGGUGCCAACCGGGCGGUAGGCGCACCAUAUUCUGCUCCGUUAAUUGGCACGACAAACUCUCGAGCACCACGAAUGACUCGCACACAAACGCGAAGUCGUGCGGGGUCAUGCACAUGGCGUCGAAUACGAGAUCCUUCAGAGUCGCCCCAUGUGUGCGCGCAAUCCGCCUCAAGAACGUCGGGGCAAUUGCCCACUGGCUCGGUGCAGACACUACCUGGGAUUCGGCCGCGCAGCGGUUGCGCACGGUCAGGCUCUCCAGCCCAGGACGCGGCACGAGCUGCGGGAGCCACUUCCACAGUCUGCGCAGGGAGUACUGCCCGGCGACGUAAACUGUCAGGUGUUGAAGACGGCACUCGGGCGGCGCAGACCUGGGUUCGGGCUCCGUGCACGGGAGGAAGUGCGUAUCGAGGACAGUCAGAGCGGGGAGCACGGCGAGGAUUUCGAGCACGUCCCGCGUCGUCGCGUUUCUCAGCGUGAGACUCGUGAGUCCACGCAAGCGGGAGAACACUGCAGAACGGCCGAUC
Molecule: messenger RNA, 2979 nt
Organism: Phanerochaete carnosa HHB-10118-sp
Lineage: Eukaryota; Fungi; Basidiomycota; Agaricomycetes; Polyporales; Phanerochaetaceae
Exons: 4
Coding region: 561-1787 (408 amino acids)
Source: RefSeq, a predicted model, not a curated record